Conger conger (European conger) is the source of this 5166-nucleotide messenger RNA. RefSeq names its product phosphatidylinositol 4-phosphate 3-kinase C2 domain-containing subunit alpha-like. Gene Ontology annotation, molecular function: phosphatidylinositol binding; 1-phosphatidylinositol-4-phosphate 3-kinase activity; 1-phosphatidylinositol-3-kinase activity. Lineage: Eukaryota; Metazoa; Chordata; Actinopteri; Anguilliformes; Congridae. Gene Ontology annotation, biological process: cell migration; phosphatidylinositol-3-phosphate biosynthetic process; phosphatidylinositol-mediated signaling. Gene Ontology annotation, cellular component: plasma membrane; phosphatidylinositol 3-kinase complex; cytoplasm. The record is from RefSeq and is a predicted model, not a curated record. Bases 147 to 5057 code for a protein of 1636 amino acids. The transcript has 34 exons.
CUCUGAAUUGAUGGAUAGAUUUCCAGCCGCAGGGAAAUGGCUUCAGAAGUCGGCAAGUUUGAAAGGCGUUUGACCCCUCUUCACUGACGUGACGACCUGCAGACGGACUACAGGCCGUUUCCGUGGAUACAUGGGGCUGUGACAUCAUGGCCCAGACACCGCACGCCUCCCCGCCGGGCCAAGCCGGGCCCCGGGGGAUUGUGGGUAAGGAGGAGGCGCUGCAGAUGGAGGCGGAGGCGCUGGCACAGCUCCAGCGGAGGAGACUCUCGCUUCCCGCCUCGUCGCCCGCGGUUACCGGCGUGCGCCUCCUGGCCAGGGAACGUCGGGGCUCCUGCUUCCCUGUCAGCGGCGUUCCGGAUCCAGGGAGCACUCCGGAUCUGAUGCAGUUCAGUGAGUCGGAGGGGGAGAGGAGGGGGGGGGGCGGGCAGCUGGAGCGCCUCCUGCUGGAGAGCUCCUCCCGACCUCCCGCUCUGCUGGGCUGCAGCCCCAGCGCCUCCUACCCUGGACCCCACAGCUUCCGCCCCUCCCCCCUCUACAGCCCCUCCCCCGACCGCCCACUCUUCCUGAGCCUCCCGCUGAGCCCCGCCUUUGUGACCUUUGCCCCCCCUGGCCCUUCAGCCCCCCCCGCCGUUCCCCCAGAGAUGCCGAAGCUCUAUGCCAGCGCCUCGGAGUACCUGAGGAACUCAGGGGCGGAGCCAGAGCUACGAACCCCGCCCAUGACCACACCCCUGACCCCGCCCAUGACCACACCCCUGACCCCGCCCACGCCCACACCCCUAAUCCCUCCCAUGGGCACACCCCUGACCUCGCCCCUGGCCAUUCCCCCUGAUUGGCUGGAUCUGGACCCCCUCAGCAUGUGGGAGGCUGACCCUAUUGAGGCCCCGCCCCCUGAGCCUGAGGAGGUGGGGCCAGCAGGGGACCCCUGGGAUGCUGUGCUAUUGGACGACGAUGCAAGCAGCCCCACCCAAUCACAGAGCAGCCAGCACUUCCACGUCCUCACGGGACUGGGUCUGCACCCCUGGAGACUGGGCCUCAGACAGGCCCCUGGGUUCCUCACUGAUGUGCUGCUGUACGCAGGUGACGGGAGCGGGGGGGUUGGGUCUCUGCGGGAUAUCCUGCAGGGAGGGGCCUCUCAGAACCAGGAGACUGUCGCCUUCUGUGAGGACUUGCGGAGACUGAGGUCCCGGUUUCCCCAUGACGACCUGGUGACCAACCCGGGGUUCAUCCUGAGCCCCGUCCUGUCUCCCAGGGCGGGGCUCACUGACAGUGCCGGGGGGGUGAAGGUGUCCGUGGAGAUCUCAGAGUCCCAGAAGCCUGUGACUUUCACCUGCGACGUGAGCUCCCCGGUGGAACUGCUGCUCCUCCAGGCUCUGUGCUGGGCUCAGGAGGACCUCAGCCCGGUGGACCUCAGCGCCUACGUCCUCAAAGUGUGCGGCCGGGAGGAGGUGCUCCAGAAUCAGCACAGCCUGGGCUCCCAUGAGCAGGUGCAGAGCUGCAGGAAGUGGGAGACGGAGAUCAAGCUGCAGCUGCUGCACAGGAGCGCCGCCCGCCGGGGCCUGGAGCGCACCGCUCAGGAUGACUCCGCCUCUAUCGAUCUGGAGAAGUACCUGGACCAGGUGGAGAGGCCUUUUAAAGAGACCGUGACCAGACAGGGCCUCACCAGCCUGCUGGAGGCCUUCCACAAGCACGUCUCCGUCUGCCUGCAGAGCGAGGACAUGCCUUAUCGGUCUCUGGAUCGCGUGGUCUAUGCGGUGAAGAGCGUGUGCAGCCUGCUGGACCAGGUGGAGACUCCUCCCAUCACGGAGGCAGUGAGGAGGGUCAAACAGGCCAGCGUCCCCCACACCCCACCCCCACAGGUCAGUCUGAGCAGCACCUGUGACCCCAGUCCUGUGGCCGACACCCUGGGGGAUCUGGCCUGUGCGCUGAACGAGCUGGUGGAGCUGUACCUGCGCUCCUUCUGCCCCGUCACUACCCAGCAUGCCGAGCGGGGAGAGGCCGAGGGCAGCGAGGUCACAGGCUCCCCAGAACACCUGCAGUUCACCCUGUGCGCCCUGCACGGCCUCUCCAACGCCUGGGUCAGCAGCUAUGAGAAGUACUUCCUGAUGUGUGCGCUUACCCACAACGACCGGAACCUGUUCACACCCAUUCAGUCCAGGGCCAUGGGGGUGUGCAAGGCCUUCUUCUACCAAAUCAAGUGGGAUGAGCUGGUGCAGUUCCCCAUCGCCGCGGCCCUGCUGCCCCCGGAGGCCAUUUUGAGCCUCUCCCUGUUCGGGAUCCUGAAGCACAACGCCAGCAACUCGCCCGACUCCGACAGCCAGCGCAAGCCGCCAGAGCUUCUGGGAAGAGUGUCCAUGCCCCUCUUCAACUUCCGAGGGGUUCUGGCACAUGGUUCCCAGCUGUUGAGUCUGUGGUCGGUCCCCUCCCCCACCCUGAAGGGCACUGUGGGAAGGCGGAGGACCCAGGGGGCCAGAACCAUCCUGCAGGUGGAUUUCCCGAGUUCAGGGGUGAACUUCCUGUACGUGGCGCCCCAGCCCGCCUGCCUGCCUGACCUCCUGUCCCUGGAGCCUCUGGCCCCCGACCUGGAGAAGCGUCUGGAGAAACUCUGCAACCGGGCCUCCAUACACGGGCUGACCCGGGCUGAGCGGCUGCUCCUGUGGGACAGACGGCUCCACUGCAGGGCCCAUGUGCACAGCCUGCCCAAGCUGCUCUCCAGCGCCCCCCGCUGGGACCGGACCAGCACUGCGGAGAUCCACAGCCUCCUCCAGAACUGGCCCCCCCUCCUGCCCCUGUGUGCCCUGCAGCUGCUGGAGUGCAGGUUUGCUGACGCACAGGUGAUGGGCGUGGCUGUGGGCUGGAUGGAGAGGUGCAGUGAGGAUGAGCUGAUGGACUGCCUGCCUCAGCUGGUGCAGGCUCUGAAGUUUGAAUGCCACCUGAACAAUGCGCUAGUGAUGUUCCUGCUGUCACGAGCUCAAGGGAGCAUCAGCGUAGCGCAAUACCUCUACUGGCUGCUCCGGGACGCCCUGCAGGACCCCUGUCAGGGCCCCCGCUAUGAGAGCGUGCUGGGGGCCUUACUCUGCCUCUGUGGUGCGGGGCUGCGGGCUGAGCUCCAGAAACAGGCGCGGCUCGUGCAGCUGCUGGGGGCGCUGGCUGAGAGAGUGAGACAGGCCGGCAGCUCCACCAGACAGGCUGUGCUGCAGGAGGGUUUGGGGGUGAUCCAGUCCUUCUUCCAGGAGCACACCUGCGGCCUCCCCCUCCACCCUGGCCUGGUGGUCCGGGACCUCAACGUCAAGGCCUGCUCCUUCUACAGCUCUAACGCCGUCCCGCUGAAGAUCGCCCUCGUCAACGCCGACCCCCUCGGGGAAGAGAUCAACGUCAUGUUCAAGGUGGGGGAGGACCUGAGGCAGGACAUGCUGGCCCUGCAGAUGAUCCGGGUCAUGGACCGCCUCUGGCAGCAGGAGGGGCUGGACCUGCGCAUCGUCAACUUCAGCUGCAUCUCCACGGGCAAGGACCGCGGCCUGGUGGAGCUGGUGCCAGACUCAGACACCCUGCGUAAGAUCCAGCUGGAGUUUGGGGUCACGGGGUCGUUCAAGGACAAGCCCCUGGCUGAGUGGCUGAGGAAGCACAACCCCAGCGAGGAAGAGUAUGAGAGGGCCUCGGAGAACUUCAUCUACUCCUGCGCAGGCAGCUGCGUGGCCACCUACGUGCUGGGCAUCGGCGACCGGCACAACGACAACAUCAUGCUCCGCUCCUCCGGACACGUCUUCCACAUCGACUUCGGGAAGUUCCUGGGCCACUCGCAGAUGUUCGGCAGCUUUCGGAGAGACCGCGCCCCCUUCGUGCUGACCUCAGACAUGGCGUACGUCAUCAACGGCGGCGAGAGACCCAGCAGCCGCUUCCAGCUCUUCAUCGACCUCUGCUCCCAGGCCUACAACCUGACCCGCAAGCACGCGGGCCUCAUCCUCAGCCUGCUCUCCCUGAUGACAUCAUUGGGCUUGCCGGAGUUGGCGGGACCUCAGGAUCUGCAGUACGUUCACGACGCUCUGCAGCCAGAGAGCAGCGAGGCAGAGGCCACCGUCUUCUUCACCAGGCUGAUUGAGUCCAGUCUCGGAAGCGUCGCCACAAAGUUCAACUUCUUCAUCCACAACCUGGCCCAGAUGCGCUUCUCUAGCCUGCCGCCCAGCGAGGAGCCGCUCCUGUCCUUCUCCCCCAAGAUCCACACCCUGAAACAGGACGGCCGUAUCCGCGACGCCUCCGUCUACACCUUCCAGAAGAGAUACAGCCCCGAGAAGCACUAUACGUACGUGGUGAAGGUUCACAGAGAGGGCCAAAGCGAGGCCCAGUUUGUCUCCCGCACUUUCGACGAGUUCCAGGAGCUCCACAGCAAGCUGAGCGACCUGUUUCCCCUGUGGAAACUUCCAGGGUUCCCGAGUAGAUUGGUGCUGGGCAGGACGCACAUUAAGGAUGUAGCUGCCCGGAGGAAGGUGGAGCUCAACAACUACACCCACAACCUGCUGAGGAGCUCGACGGACGUCACCCAGUGUGAUCUGGUGUACACCUUCUUCCAUCCGAUUGGUCAAGAUGACAAAGCAGAGGGGUGUGAGGGAGUGUCCAAACCUCCAGAAGCCCCGCCCCUGGGCCCGGCAGCAGGGAGGGGGGAGGGGGAGGGGGUGGGGGAGGGGGCGGUGAAGCUGUCCGUCUCCUACAGGAACAGCACCCUCUUCAUCAUGGUCAUGCACAUCAAGGGCCUGGUAUCGGAUGAUGGAGCGGAGCCUAACCCUUAUGUUAAGACCUAUUUGCUUCCAGACCCCCAGAAAAACUCCAAACGGAAAACAAAGAUCUCCAGGAAAACCCGGAACCCCACCUUUAAUGAAAUGCUGGUGUACAGUGGCUACAGCAGGGAGGCUCUGAGUCAGCGGGAGCUCCAACUGAGCGUGCUCAGCGCCGAGUCUCUGCGGGAGAACUGCAGUCUGGGAGGCCUGGUCCUCAGUCUGAAGAGCUUCGACCUGAGCACAGAGACUGUCGGGUGGUACAAACUCACUGCUGUACCAUCUCCCUGAACACAGAGACUGUCCGGUGGUACAAACUCACUGCUGUACCGUCUCCCUGAGCACAGAGACUGUCGGGUGGUACAAACUCACUGCUGUACCAUCUCCCUGAACACAGAGA